AUUAUUUGGCCAACUAUGCAGACGUACAUUGAUAACCACCAUCGCGCGCAAUUUAAAUUCCUCUUAUCCCAAAUAAACCCCAAUCUUAAUCCGAGGCUACGGAAAGCAAACACCAAAGACGUCGCGGUGCAGGUCAAUCCGAAGGAUGUUUCUGUGCAGUGUUCCCUCGGCCCACGGACCCUCAUAGCCAGAAAGCGAGACACUUUGCGCAAGAGAAGACAAGAGACCCAGACACCCGGUAGUCCAGGGAGUUCUGUUGGAGGGGUGCGUUACCCUCGCACUCUGGCAGUCUACUCCCCUAUCGCGUCUAGGAGACUUGCAUCCUUUCUAGAAUGACAAAAUUGAGUCGAGACAAGCACAGACCGGUGACCCACCUGAAACCGUUAAGAUUAGGAAAAGGGAUGAAGGUGAGAAGUCUGAGGACAAAACAGAAAAGGCAAAAGACGAAAAUACUUGGCCACAUACAAAAGCUAGUAAUACUGACCAAUCAGUUAUGACCGAGGGCGUCAAAGCCUGCCAGGAUGGCUCGAAAAUCAAGGCCCGCGUGAGGUUUCAGUUUUUGGAGCAGAAGUAUGGGUACUAUCACUGCAGAGACUGUAACCUGCGUUGGGAGAGUGCAUAUGUUUGGUGCGUCCAUGGAACGAGCAAGGUCUACUUCAAGCAGUUCUGUAGAACAUGCCAGAAGUCCUUCAACCCCUACCGUGUUGAGGACAUAACCUGUCAGACUUGCAACAAGGCACGCUGCAUGUGCCAAGUGACCCCGCGCCACGUUGACCCCAAACGCCCCAGACAGGAUCUGUGUGGCAGGUGCAAGGGCAAGAGACUCUCCUGUGACCUCACCUUCAGUUUCAAAUACAUCAUCUAGCAGGAACCUGCACCCUCCCCCACCCAUGUUAAGUCCUGCGGUGCAGAGAAGCUCUCAUGCACAUGUAAUGAGGCUCUGGGAUGUGGACUAAUACUUUUGAGAUUUUUAUUUUCUGGUGCCUUUAUUUGCGUUAUGAAUGAGAUUGCAGGAAAACACUACUUGAUGUUAAAUAAAAUGGCAAUACCCAGCAGUCUACUUUCUCUGGCCUUCUUCCUCAACCAGUGUCUAGGAUAACUGAUUUGAAAUAUUGACUACAUACUCAGUGAAAGGCUUACAGGCCCUUCCCAUCGAUGUCCAAGGUAAUUGAGUAAGAAGCACUACAUGAAUGUGGACACCUGCUAGUUUUAAAAUCAUGGGUGGCCAUACCAAGCAUCUUGACUGGCUGCACUAAGGUAAAGCUAGACUUGAGGGCCCAUGCCCAAACUUUUCGGACCGUGAACUUGACACUGUCCACAAUCAGCUCCUUUGUGAUGAGGGAGUUUGUCCUGGCACCUACCACCAUGAGGGUCAGCAUGGUGGAUGUAUUUCCUAACCUCACCACCUGGGAGGGCAUGUCAACAGCAUAGGUGUUCCUCUGGUCCAGGGUGUCUGUGUUGAGCCAUGAUCAGCCUUUUAAAACAUUUCAUGGCUACAGCUGUGCACACAAGUACAGUGUUUAGAUGCUAAUCACUAUGUAUGUGACUGUCAGUGGUGCACACUUGUAGAACAUCUGCCAUUAACUGAGAUUGUAAAUUCAAGCAAUGGUCUCUUGUAGAGAACUGACAAGCUGUGCCUCCAGGGUAGCUAACUAGACGUGACUAGUGACGUCAGAGGCGUAUAGGAUUUUUUUGCCUGACUUACCAGCCAUUAUAAACCCAUUGCUGAGGAGUGGGAGGUUACUGGAGCUCAGAAGCAUGGUUCAAUCUUAACUCUGCUGCCAACGUACUGAAUGUAGCCUUUUACGGUACAACUUACUACUCAGUGUAGCCCUCUAUUGUUAACCUUAACAAGUCUGAAAACAACAUUCAUAUGAUCAGGUUUUUAUUUAUCCAGAGAGAAGGCUGGUAUGUGAGAUGAAAGGAAAAACGUAUCCAGUAAUGCACCUCCACGACUAUUUUCCAGGUAAAUAAUAUCCAUUCAAAUGCAAUAGACAAGUUCUCCGUGAGGAAUGAGUACAGUGAUCGUUUACAAUGUGCCAUGACAAGUUUCCUGCAACGCUUUCAGACAUCUAGUUCAUGUCCUGCAAUUCGGCAGGCAGCAAGCAGUGCCUUUUCAGAAGCAAAAGCACGGCUUUAAUGGCAGCAGUUUCCCCUCAGAGCACAGGGCCAUGGCACAUCACCAGUGCACCGCUGGGAUCCGCUAAUAUGGACGAACACAGGCCUCAAUUUCCCCUCAUAAGGCUUUUUAGCGUGACCUGUGCUGGUGUACAGGGCCAACAUGGAGAUCACAGUGGAGAGAAGGAAUGCAUACGGCCGGGCUGGUCCAACAGGAAGCAUAAUCUACACCAGCUCGCGCCUUCAACCAGUUCCUCUGACCCCUAAGCACAUGAACCGUGACUCCCACCAGGCAGGCCAGUCUGGGAAAUGUUUAAAGUUUGUGUGACAGGAUUAUAAUAGCGGCACAGAUCAUUCGUUACUCAAUAUCUGCUCUGGGUUUUCUCUUCUCGCAUUAGCUUCAUACAUCUAAUUCAGAUUAACAGUGCAUUUCACAAAAGUACAAGAAAAAAAAUACUGGUUUUACACUAUACAUUUUCUAAAAUAUAUACAGAGUAAAAUAAGUUAAUGUUUUCAUAAUGAGUUGUAGCCAGUCUCCACUUCUGUGCAAUUAUAUGCAUGUGUGUGCACGCGAGUGUAUACAAGAAUAUCCAAUAUAUACACCACACAGCCUAAAGUCUCUACAGGCAGCUACUUAUUUGGUUACAGAGUGAGUUUCAUUAGAAGACCUGUUGAAGCUGAUGCUCGUCUCCAAUGCAAGUCAAUUAACAGAUACAUGUAUCUCUUUACAGUCCCUGUGGGGAACAGCUCCCCUAGGGUUACAAUUACAUGUUAAAUAUCCUUACAUUUACAACCUAGGAUGUUAGCUCUAAUAAAAAAUAGUACAUUUGUCAAAAAAAUAUUCUUGCAGUGCUUCUCUCUUUCAAGCAUGCUUUUGAACACUUUUUGUUUGUUUGUUUCUGAAUCCUGACAGGAACAGCCUGUCCACACACACAUCCUUCCGGGCUGACGUAGUCUCUCAUGCUCCAACUCUACUGCUAUGAGAACACAACACCAGUCUCCCUGACCGAACCCCAGGCCCCAUCCAGUCUCCUGAAAGGGCCUGAGGCGGCCACUGGCCAAUAUGGGAGGCCCAUCAGGUAAUUUCCGCCAAAACGCUUCCAGUUUAGCAUCAUCAUGCCCCUUACCACCCCUCCUUCUCACUCCCGGGCCAGUC
Messenger RNA from Oncorhynchus mykiss (rainbow trout), 3274 nucleotides. The record is from RefSeq and is a predicted model, not a curated record. Lineage: Eukaryota; Metazoa; Chordata; Actinopteri; Salmoniformes; Salmonidae.